CCAAGGCUAAAUCGAAAUGUGGCCCGACAUUCUUCCCCUGUGCCAGCGGCAUCCACUGCAUCAUUGGUCGCUUCCGGUGUAAUGGGUUUGAGGACUGUCCCGACGGCAGUGAUGAAGAGAACUGCACAGCAAAUCCCCUGCUCUGCUCCACUGCCCGCUACCACUGUAAGAACGGCCUGUGCAUUGACAAGAGCUUCAUCUGCGAUGGGCAAAAUAACUGUCAAGACAACAGUGACGAGGAAAGCUGUGAAAGUUCUCAAGAACCAGGCAGCGGGCAAGUGUUCGUGACUUCGGAGAACCAGCUGGUGUACUACCCCAGCAUCACUUACGCCAUCAUCGGCAGCUCCGUCAUCUUUGUGCUGGUGGUGGCCCUGCUGGCGCUGGUCUUGCACCACCAGCGAAAGCGCAACAACCUCAUGACGCUGCCAGUGCACCGACUGCAGCACCCUGUGCUGCUCUCCCGCCUGGUGGUCCUGGACCACCCCCACCACUGCAACGUCACCUACAAUGUCAACAACGGCAUCCAGUACGUGGCCAGCCAGGCCGAGCAGAACGCCUCGGAUGUAGGCUCCCCACCCUCCUACUCAGAGGCCCUGCUGGACCAAAGACCCGCGUGGUACGACCUUCCUCCACCGCCCUACUCUUCCGACACGGAGUCUCUGAACCAAGCCGACCUGCCCCCUUACCGCUCACGGUCGGGGAGUGCCGACAGCGCCAGCUCCCAGGCAGCCAGCAGCCUCCUGAGUGUGGAAGACGCUGGCCACAGCCCAAGGCAGACCAGGGACUCUGUGCCCAGCCAGGGCACUGAAGAAGUAUAAAAUCCGGUUAUUCCAAAGUCCAUAUGGGUUAAUCUGCUCUGACUUGCUACCAUUCUAACAACGUGUGCUCAUGGGGAGCUCCCGAAGCCCCUUUAACGGUAUCUCAAGUUGCAGUUUCGGGUGUCAGCUGUCUCUCCAUUUCUCUCCUCCCCCAGAUUUCAGGGAUGUUCUUGGGAGGGCAACCUGGCAUAUUUCUGGCCUGUCAGUUGACAUGAACUGUUGUGCAUCUUUCCUGCGAGGUCACUCUUCCUCUGGGGCCCGGGCUCACAACCUCACGCUCCACAUCAUUCCUGUGUUAGUGUUGGAAUCCCUUUGAGUAGGAGUCAUAAAUUUUCAGGCAGCAGAAUAAAACAGUGUUUGAGUAGUCUGUGAGGAAGCAGUGUUUCUGUGCCUUGUUGGCUCUUCAGAAGGGCAGAAGACCCUGGACUAAGUUCUCUCUGCUGGCUGCUAUCUUAUAGCUCCAUCUGGGGUUUAGGUUGGAUGAUCCUACCAGGAGGCCAUCCCUGGGUGGCCACCCUGAAAAGAAUCCAGAUGGUCAUCAAAACCUGCCUUGCACUAUUCUAUUCAUUGCUCAGUUCAGAGGGGCAGUAGCCGAAGAAGGCUUUGAACAUGAGCAACACGCUUCAGCAGUCAGCAGUGUCAUUGUGGUUUUGUGAAGGACUCUGAAACCAUCUACCCUGGAUAGAUUCUGGCUUUAAUAUUUUGCCCCAGAAUCCUCAUUUUGAGAGCUUUCUCAGCAGUGUAUAUCAUCAGUCUCAUCCCAGAAUAGGCUGGGAGCCCCUGCCGUAAGUUUACCAAGUUCUCAGUUCCUAAAAUGCGGGCUGCCAAGAGCCUAGGUCAGCCUCGGCUCCACUGCCUCGUCCCUGGUUUCUGGUCGUCACCCUCCUACCUGACCUACCUGUAGCCAAGGAAUGAGGACCCAAUUUGAGUUGGCCAAAAAUCUGAUCUGGCCAUUUGUCCCUGUAAACCACACUCAGCCUGUCUUGCUUAUGCAUGCAGCGUCAACACUAGUCUCCUAAGUUCUCUGAGCACAUGGAAGUCUAUUUUACCUGUGCGUUUGGACUUGAGGACACUGGUUUCUAACACACGUGAGAGCCAUAUUCAAUACCUCCUGUGAGAGCUCCUGGCUGCCUGCAGUGCACAUGCUCCUGUCUCCAAGGUCCCAGUACCGGUUCCCCUAGAUAGAGUUAGGGUUAGUUUCAGACCUCUCCUAACGUCCUAGUAGUUUGUCCUCUGAAAUACAGGGGCAGUAGACAAUUUGGAGUCAAGAUUUUCCAUUUGGAUUUUUUUUUUAAUCUUUUAGAAAUGCAUUUGAAACAGUGUGUUUGUUUUUUCCCUUCUAGUUAAGGGACUAUUUAUAUGUGUAUAGGAAAGCUGUCUCUUUUUUUUUUUUUUCCUUUUGUGAGGUCCAAAGAAAGAUGCAAAAGGAGAUCACGCCUUUGCCCCGCUGAUCCCUGUGAUAACAAGUCACUCCAGACUAACCUGUGUGCCAGGCAUCUGUGCGUUGUUGCACUUUGAAAUUAUUUAUCGAGUUCUUGAAGGAUGCAGAAAGAGGGACUCAGCUCUCCCUCUGUUCCUAGUUUCUGUUUGUGUUAGUUUUCUUCUUUCUCUGUGCCCAGCCAGCCACAGGGCCCACGCCCCGAGGGAAUAAUGGGUAAAAACUUAGGCGUCAUUUGGCAAAAAACCACACUGACUGAGGGACAAAACUGGAACCAGGUGGAGCCACUCGGGCAGCUGUCACCCAUUCAAGGCUUCCUUCCACAGCCGAAGCACUUUUCAGUAACCUGUUUGAUGCUAAUUAAAACGAAGCCUGCAGGAAGUGGGGAUGAAGUGGCAUUCAAUGAUCCUGUUCUGUAGACUUUUAUUUCUUUUUUUAACCAAAUUCAAAGUGUGUUACAGGAAAGUCAGCCAUUUGGUGUUUUGUUGUUUUUUAGGGGUUUUUUUUUGGUUUUUUUUUUUUAGCAAAGGAAAGGAAUCCAAGUCACUUGUAUCUUUCAUUUUAAAAAUAGCAUAUGAGUUAUUUUCUGAGUAAUCCAAGAAAGAAGGAACUUUUGAUGGUAGCCAGAGUGUGUUAGGAACUCUGGCUGAACAUUUCAUCUCCUAUUAGUCAGAAGGGCUUUAUUUCUCCCUUUGAUGGGCCCCUGCUUCGUUCUGGUGCUUUGGAAGUUGUUUAGAGGAAAGGAUUCUAAUUUUAAUUAAUUGUGCAGUGAGUUAAUCUCAAUGCACUUUUCUGCUUCCAGGCAUCUUAGGAAAAACAAAUGGUUUUAGUAGAUAAGGGGAGCCUAUUAAUGUUUUUUAAAACAAACACAGGGACAUUUUUAUUAUAGAUUUGAUUUUUUUAAUGAAUGUUUUUUAAAAUAUCUAAAUAGGACACCAGAGCUGAGGGGUUUUUCCCCCCUACUCAAGAUGGCAAAUCCGUGGCCAGAAAUAUUUUUUAACUCAUUCCAACCAGGAUGUUUUUAAUACAUUGCCUAAAUCUACUCUAACCAGAAAAACGAUCUCUGCUCUCUUUUCUCAAAUGAGAUCAGUGUUUUAUUUUAGCAUUAAAAUAGUUUCACUGUGAUUGUUAGCUUAUUGCCUGACUCUCCCUCUACCUUGAAAUUGACAUUUUAAAAAAAUGCAACUAAGUGGUUAAUAAAUAGUGUGUGAUGUUCCAAGUUCAUGUAAACUGGAAAGGCUGUGUGCGGUUGUUUUUUGUUUUGGGGUUAGGCUUGUUUUUUUUGUUUUUUAAUUUUUAUACAUUCAAAUAAACUUGCAGUUUCAUUCUUUCUA
Molecule: messenger RNA, 3590 nt
Organism: Galeopterus variegatus (Sunda flying lemur)
Lineage: Eukaryota; Metazoa; Chordata; Mammalia; Dermoptera; Cynocephalidae
Gene: LDLRAD3
Product: low density lipoprotein receptor class A domain containing 3
Exons: 4
Biological process (GO): receptor-mediated endocytosis
Cellular component (GO): plasma membrane
Molecular function (GO): protein binding
Source: RefSeq, a predicted model, not a curated record